CACACUCGUUCUUCUACUCUUUCCUGUCUUUUCUCGCAAGCUGAGCGAUCUCCAUUCCAGAUGAAUCGCAGAAGGCAGUCGAAGAUGUCGGCCUCUACUUCGAGGAAGUCCGCCUCUCCGUCCUCCUCCUCACCUCUUCCUUGUUCUAGUCCUCUCCACAACAUACUCCUUUUUGCUGGCGCCUUGCGUCUCGCUCUGAUCCUCUUCAGUGAGAUCGAUUUUGCGACACUGCUGCGGCAAGAUACGGAGAGUCCUGGCGUCAAAUAUACCGACGUGGACUAUGAGGUGUACACCGACGCUGUUAAGGCUCAAAAUGUUUCAUUUCCAGGUGUCGUUUUGCUUCCUCUUGGGACGUUGAGAAAUAACGAGGUAAAGAAAUGAAUUUUUACUUUGAUGAGCUCUAACGCUACAGCAUUGCUCUAUCACGGCAAAAGCAUCUACGAACCGAGUCAAGCGGAUCUACGUGAAGUGUUUGGCCCAGAUAAGCGGUCCGUUUUGCAAGAUGAGUUGACAAAGUACCGCUAUUCACCACUCAUAGCGUUGUUGAUGGUGCCGAAUGUUAUUAUGAUUUCUGGCUCCUUUCUGAAUUUCUUGAGAUUGAGAGUUCAUCUUACGAAAAGGGCAGCAAACAUUGCCAGCAAACAUUGACUCAUCUUCCUCUAAUUCCACACUCCUCUCCGCAUGGGGCAAAAUCUUCUUUUCCGUUUGUGACUUGCUGGCUGCUAUCGUAUUGUGGAGUUUGGUUGGGAGACUCUACGAAUCUACUGAAGUUGACCAGGUGACGGUCAGCAAUCUUCAGUGUGCUGCCACCAUAAGUUUCCUUUGGAAUCCAUUCGUCUUUGCACUAAGCACACGAGGAAGCUGCGACUCACUUGUCAGUUUGCUGCUUUUUCUCUGGUUGGAUCUGCUAGCAUCGGGAUCUUCGUUUUUGCGUAUUCCUGGUGGUGGUGACAAGGGCUCUCUGCGUGAGGAUAAGGGGUCUCGUGCGCUUCAGGGCAUAGCCAACGACUUUUUCUCGGCCGCUGCACUCGGACUGGCAGCACAUCUGCGCAUAUACCCGAUCAUGCUCGUGCUUCCUUUGACUGUUGUUGCUUUGAAUAUUGAUCGAAAGAAUUGGACAAGCUGCUGGAAAUUCAGCUUAAGAAUUCUUCCUCUACUGAUUCGCCAUUUCUUCUUCGCUGGACUUGUUUUCUUAGGCGCCUCCUUGCUCAGCUACAACGCGUUUGGCUGGGAGUACAUCGAUUUCGUCUUCCUGUACCAUACACGACGCGUCGACUCACAGCAUAACUUCUCGAUUUACUUCUACCCGUUUUGGCUUUUUAGAGAGGAACCAGAGACGCAACAGCUGAUCAAAAAAGCUGCAUCAGUAGUGCAGCUUUUGGCGGUUGUGGGGACUGGGUUGACACCAUUGUUCUUCUCGAAGAAGAUCGCAACGACACCUCGUCUCCGGAUGAUGAACACAACAUCUUCAGUUUCUAGAUUUAGCACCACCGCUAUCGUAAAGAAAGACGUAAAAGAUGAAGAAGGUCGUGCGGGGGGAAACGAAAAACGGACGAGUACAACUCCGAGUGGGAAUCGGAGUACGAUGAAAAUGAGUAUUGCGAAACGGAAACGUAUUAUGAGUAGUGCCCAACGCAAAAGCCGAGAAAGUAGCCCUUCUCCCACGAAGAGAGGCGGACGAAGUCGUACUCCGAAUAGAAGAGAAGAAAUGCAGCUAUUAUCUACUAGCGUGCUUCAAGUUCAAGAACAUGAAACUGAAAGCAAGCAGGAGCACAGACACAAGGUCCUCUCACUACUUAAAGCGGCAAGCCUACAGAUGAUCGCUUUUGUUGCUUUAAACCGGGUGAUCACAGCGCAGUACUUUUUGUGGAUAUUUCAGUUUCUGUCAUGUUGGCUCUCUUGUGAGCUAAUGAAGAUACCUCUGAUGGAAUGUUAAGGGUUGGAAGUUGACCUAUCAUCAUCUAAGAGCAUCUCGUCUAUGGCUUCUCCUGCAAGUAGAAAAGCCAUAUUAAGUAGAUAAUAUGCGAGCUAGAUGAGACGGCAACUUUCAACCCCUAAGAAUGGGAAUGGGAAGACAGAUAUGUAGGAAGGGGAAUGCGAAGAUUACUCCACCUUCUAGGAACACAUGAAGAUCAUGAGGAUUUUCACGAGGCGUUCCUACGAGUAAAAAGUAUUCCAGUUAAGGCCACACGAAAUCCAUCUUCACAGGCAUCCUGAGACCGUGCGCCUCUAAGGGGGAAAAGGUUCUAGGAUGGGCUUGAAGGUGGAUAUCUCUUCGUUCUAAUCCAAAAAAAGGGAGAAAUGUUAUCGUAUCUCUAUUUUACUGGGCUGUAGCCGAAUUUCACUGGUUGGCCUGGGCUUACCUAUUGGAAUUCCAGAAAAUGUACUGGGUGCGCCCUAUCCUGUGGGUAGCGUCACUCCUUUUCCUAGCAGCAAAUACUCAUAUGGCAUACAGGAUAUGGAAAGUGGAAGCUUAGAUGUUUAGAUUGUCACUUGUCCUUUGAAUUGGAGCGGUCGUCACUUGUCCUUUGAAUUGACCUGCUUUCACCUUAACAAUACGAAGGAGAAACAAUAACAGAGAGAAUUUAUUAUCAGAGAUGAUGAUGAAUGAGAGAAC
Molecule: messenger RNA, 2617 nt
Organism: Amoebophrya sp. A25
Lineage: Eukaryota; Dinophyceae; Syndiniales; Amoebophryaceae
Source: the annotation of a GenBank genome assembly